Messenger RNA from Eriocheir sinensis (Chinese mitten crab), 3804 nucleotides. Its product is annotated as hemicentin-2-like. Gene Ontology annotation, biological process: synapse organization. NCBI's taxonomy places the organism in Eukaryota, Metazoa, Arthropoda, Malacostraca, Decapoda, Varunidae. The record is from RefSeq and is a predicted model, not a curated record. Bases 2590 to 3465 code for a protein of 291 amino acids. The transcript is spliced from 8 exons. Gene Ontology annotation, cellular component: neuron projection membrane.
GUAAUGGAAGGCGACGAUAUAUUUUUAUUAGGUUAGCGUAGGAAAGAGAGAAAGCUGUACUAGAAAGGCGAUGACAUUUCCUUAGUACGUAUAAGCAGUGUCAGCUGUGCUCUUCUCGCUGAAUAUAAUGAAUUUAGGAAAGAUACAAGGGAAGCAAGAGGCGUAGGAAGGGCAAAGGGUGUAAUAGGAACCUGAUGACCGCUCUACAGUAGUUUGAAAGUUCUCUUUGUACCCCUGUUAGUGAAUACAAUAGUUUCGGCAGCUCGCUCCAUUACCCAAUAGAGGGACAAACAAAGCCACCCAUCCCCCGCCCAUUACAGCACCUGCCCAACCCCAUCAGGCCCCGGUAAAGGUGUAGGAACGCCCCCGACAUCCCACGUAGCUCAAGUGCGACAAGUAUACCCGUGAAUGUGUGUGUGUGUGUCAGUGUUCGUGUUGGCGCUGAUGUCCUGAAGGCCGCGCCACGCACAUACACACGCCAACGAGCCACGGCGACGGGGAACAAUAGAGGACAGACGGAGGCACAGAACGCACAGGGGGAGGCAGGGACACUAGCGGGGAGGGGGAGGCAGGACACUAUUGGAGGGUGAGGGUGGAAGGGCGGGAGGGCGGUGGACGCGAGCAGCAGCAGGACGGGAACGGCAGGAAUGAGAAGCCGCCAGUGUCCCUCUGGCUGCCGUGCCGUCAACACCGCGACCCGCCCUGCCUCUCGCUCCGCCUGACUCCGGCUCCGACCCGAUCUGCCGCGCCGCGCUGCCCAAGUUCCUCAACUCUUUAUUUAUCUCCCGUUGAAAGUGAACCGAAAGGAAGACCCACGACUGAACCCCAAGACAAGUACGUGAACAAUGACGAAAUCCGUGAAAUAAGAAAUAAUAUCAUAGAACCAUCGGAAAGAACUUAGACUCAGAGUUGAAGGACAAAAAAAUAGAAAAAAGUAAAAGGUGUCAGUCGGUAUAUUUUAUCUGGUCUUUAGCGUGAAUUCCCACCGACGACACCCAGCGAAUGCGAGUCAAGUCCUUCGGGGAGACCACAAGAGGCGCCGUGACUCCCGCGGCGCCGCUGUAACGUGGAGGAAAGGAGUCAGGGCGGCGGGGUCACGUAGGGCCCCGGGGACGCUUUAGGAGGCGCGCACUGCAUCUUCAACACGUCCCGCGGGCUGGGGAGGGAGCGGCGACGAGGCGGAAGGGGAAAAGAAGGCGAGGACGAGGAGCUGAGAGGAAAUAUUACGAGGACCAAGGGAGGACUCGAGGGUCGAGUAAGGACAGGGGAGGCGAAGAAGAGAAAGAGAAGGAGAAGCGGAGGUAAGGGGAAGAAUUAGAGUGAAGGACUAGAGGAGGAGUGAGUGAGGACAGACCAGACGAAGAAGAGAAAGAAGAAGAGAAGAAGAGGAGGUAAGAGGAAGAAUUAGAGUGAAGGACUAGAGGAAGAGUGAAGGACAGGCCAGACGAAGAACAGAAAGAAGAAGAGAAGGCAAAAGGAAAAGUGAAGGACAGGUCAGACGAAGAAGAGAAAGAGGAAGAGAAGAAGAGGAAGUAAGAGGAAGUAUUGAGUGAAGAACUAAAGGACGGGUGAGUGAGGAAAGGUCAAACGAAGAAGAGGAAGGACAAUAAAACAGCAGACGAGGGGUUCAAGAAGAAGAAUUAUAGGAAAGUGUGCAGGAAGGAAGAUAAACGACGAGAAGAGUAAUUGAGAGGAGAAAAAGGUGAUACUGAACGGGGUGAUGAAGGUAAAGGUGCUGAUGGUGUGAGAAAGACGACCGAGGAAAGAGAGGGAUUAAAUAAAAAAGACAAGGAAAGAGGAUUGAAUAGAAUGGUUUACCAGUCUGUUUAGUCUGUCUGUGAAUGCAUUUCUGAGGUUAAACACUAUUUGUAUCACCCAUUAAGAGUGCAGACACAGCUAAUGGGGUAACAAGACUCCUGUAGCAGUAUCGUAGGACAGCUGACUACAAGUGUUGCAAUUGGAAUCUGUAAGCCAACACAGCACUAGAGACGGCAAGCAGAGGAGUCAGGACAUUACCACAACUCCGAUAGCAACAUUACAGCAAUAUCAGCACCUAUACACGGCACUGACAAGACCAUCAUAACGUUACUGGCAUCUGUCCGGGAAUUACAGGACUCUUUACAACAACAGUGACGUGUAUAACUGAACCACGGGCAUGAGGAGGAACACAUAGUACUGAACACAGUAUCACAACGUUACUUGCAAGCCUUCAAGAACUGUAAGACCCUUUAGCACAGCAGUAACGAGUAUAACAAGAAAAACAGGAAGCCCACACUGCAUUAAGGACAGCAUUGCAUCAUUUCUGGUCUCUGUUGUCUGUCUCUGGUCUGUUCAGCGAUCUCGACCUCUUCAUAACAUCCGCGACGACCUCAUCUAAAGAACCCAAACUCGGUCACCCAUCACCAUCCCUCCCCAUCGCCAGUCCACGCGGGUUCCUGCUCUCCCUCCUCAUCAGCGCGGCUCAGGCCCGGACAACGACCCGCGCCACCGCUCACCAGCACUAAACGAGCGGCCGGGCGCCAGACGGCUCACCUCGACCUCCACCGAGCCGAGCACCGCCCACGAUAGAUGACUUUCUAAUCCUGCACGAUGGAGUGUGUUGCCGGUCUGCUGUGCAUCUCCUGCCUCGUGGGCGCCGCGGGAGGCUUCGCGCCCAGCAUCGAGGCGCCGCCCGCCACCUCCGAGCCGCCGCCCACCACCACCGUGGACGCCGCGCUGCUGCCGGCCUUCCUCGGCAGACACAACACCACCGUCACCGUCCACGCAGGAGACACCGCCACGCUCUCCUGCCACGUGGUGCGGCUCGGGGACAAGACGGUAACGUGGGCCCGAAGGAGAGGCAGUGACUUCCACAUCCUGACUGUCGGCCUCCAGACCUACUACAGCGACGAGAGGUACACGCUGAGCUACGAGUACCCCAACAACUGGAAGCUGCAGAUCCGUUACGCCCAGAAGAGGGACGAAGGGCUGUACGAGUGUCAGAUCUCUACCCACCCUCCCAGGAUCAUGAGGGUGUUCCUAUCCGUCUCAGUGCCGGACAUCGAGGUGCGUGACCCCCGGGGCGAGGCGGUGAGCGAGGCAUACUACCGCGUCGACUCCACGGUGGGCCUGCAGUGCGUGGUGAUGCCCGUCCCGCCCAGCCGCCCCGUGCUGUGGACCCGCAGCGGUAGGCCCGUUACCACCAUGCCGGAGCGGGGCAUCAGGGUGGACACCUCGCUCAUGGGCUCCGGCCUCAGCUCAUGGCUCCACAUCGCCCGCGCCGCCGUCAGUGACUCCGGCAACUACAGCUGCACCGCCGGGGACACUGUAUCCGCUGACGUCCGCGUGCACGUGCUGGAUGGCGAGAGCUCAGCCGCCAUGCAGCAUCCAAAAUCAGGAGGAAGCAGACCAGUGCCGCGCCCCGCCCACCACCUCCUCGUCCCCCUGCUGGCCAGCCUCCUCGUCCUCCUACUCGUCCACACCUAACCAGCGAGUUCCCUCCCCCCACCUGCCAGUGUCUGUACCCACACACCUACACUGCCACACCCACUGUCUCCCCACACUGUACAUAACCCACAUCCACACUGCUUCACGCUAUCAUUGCUGCAUCCAGGCGGUGUUCUUACUUAUAUCACCUGGUUUGUAGUCGCCCUGGUGUUACGUUGGAAAGACUGAAUGUAUGUGCGACACUCCUGGUGCUGCUACACCCACCCUCUCAGUGCUUAACAUACAUACAUACAUACAUACAUGCAUACUCCUACAUACAUACAUACAUACAUAUAUAUACACAGACUCUUUUGUAUAUGUUGUUUUGCAAAAUAAAUA